Mangifera indica (mango) is the source of this 1391-nucleotide messenger RNA. RefSeq lists its product as uncharacterized. The transcript has 11 exons. The coding region runs from base 147 to 1142 and encodes 331 amino acids. The record is from RefSeq and is a predicted model, not a curated record. Lineage: Eukaryota; Viridiplantae; Streptophyta; Magnoliopsida; Sapindales; Anacardiaceae.
UAUGUCACAAAGCAGAGAAAUUGAAGCAGCUUGAACACAUUCGGGGUGAUGAAAAUAAAUUGAAUUAUCUCAAAAACCAAAUCCAUGAACUUGAGCUACAAAUCCACAAGAGCUCAGAAGAGAUAGAGACUCUGAACAAAAAACUCAUGGAUUAUGAACCUGAUCUCAACCAGUAUCCUGUACCAUCUCAGCUUUUAAAGAUCGAGAAAAACCUGAGAGCCUCUCUGGAAUUAGUCAAUCAAAGAAAAAUCAAGUUGGUAAAUAAUUCACCAUCGAAUAAGAGAAGACACAAAUUUCAGAAGAAGCAAACGGAGAAGAAAAGAUCGAUUCAUGCUCUUUAUUCUCACAAGUUUGAUGGUAAAAGGGCUUUCGGUCACACAGGGCAAAACCCUACCUCUAGUGAUCAUCAACUUCAAUCUAUGCAAAGUAAUCCUGGGAGUGAUUCUUACAGAUCAAAGUUCCAUGGAAGUCCAAAUGAAGAAUUUCUAGCUCAGUUAAAUGGAAACAGAAUGGUUAGUAAUUACUCAGGCAAUCCAAUUCCUAUAGCAAGCUUCCCUUCAAAUUAUUUUCCAGGAUUUUCUUCCUCAUCAACUCCAGGAUUUCAAAUUCCACAGGCUUUUUCUCCAAUCCAGCUGUCGAAAAUAGGGUAUCGAAACACAUUCGAGAUUCCAAAUCAACGGCUACAAAUGUCUGGAAAUUUUUCUAUGUAUGAUCUGCCAGAAUUUGAAAAUGUUGGGGUGAGUAAUAAUAAUCUGAAAUUUCAGAAUAUAAUUUCACCUUCACCAUGUCAAUUUAUGAAUUGGAAUGUCAACAAUGUCACAGUUCCUUUGAAGUCUGGGAGGAAUUUCUCCGGUAAUGUUACCAAUGUCGCAAAUAAUGCCAGUACCAUCAGCAACAAUUUUCAAGUACCUUAUUUUACCAGCACCCUUUGUACUCCUAACAAUGUUGUUAUCAACGACGUCAUUGAAGAUAACAACAACAACAAUGGCAAUUGUUAUGUGGGUCUUGACCAAUUGGACAAUAUUCCUAAUGAGGCUGAAAAAGGAGAUGGAAUAUUGAGCACAACAGGGAAUUUACAGAAAGACCCCUGCGACUUGGAUGACCUAAAUUGGGAUAUAGAAGUAAAUCUGGAUGACCUUUGACAAUUUACUAAUGUGAUCAUGAAGAAUGAAAAUCCCUUAACAUGCAACUUCUUAAUUUGUUUAGAAUUAAAUUAACAAAAAAGUUCUUCAGCAACUUCUACAAAUAAUUUCACUAUUCAUCUUAUUGUUGUUUAAUUUCGAACCUUCAUUGAUCGCUUGACAGUUCGAUGCAGCCUCAACCUAUUAUUGUGACAUCAUUGUUGCCAUAUCUUGACCUCCAACUUCAUCAUCCUGGGAUGAUAAACUGUA